This is a messenger RNA of Morone saxatilis (striped sea-bass), 3540 nucleotides long. RefSeq names its product phosphatidylinositol-specific phospholipase C, X domain containing 3 (gene plcxd3). Lineage: Eukaryota; Metazoa; Chordata; Actinopteri; Moronidae. Gene Ontology annotation, cellular component: synapse. The transcript has 6 exons. Bases 66 to 1034 code for a protein of 322 amino acids. Gene Ontology annotation, molecular function: phosphoric diester hydrolase activity. The record is from RefSeq and is a predicted model, not a curated record. Gene Ontology annotation, biological process: lipid metabolic process.
AAAGCGCACUCCAGGUUGGCUCAGGCACCGGUACGGGAGAACGGAGCGUUGUGCACGGCGGCAGCAUGGCUUCGUCUCACGGGAGAAGCGACAUGCGGUUUGCAGACUGGAUGGCAAGUUUACCGCAGAGCAUGCACACCAUUCCCCUCACCAACUUGGCUAUUCCCGGAUCCCAUGAUUCCUUUAGUUUCUACAUCGACGAGGCGUCUCCAGUGGGCCCUGAGCAGCCGGAGACGGUGCAGAACUUUGUUUCUGUUUUUGGCACAGUAGCCAAGAAGCUAAUGAGGAAGUGGUUAGCUACACAGACUAUGAACUUCAACAGCCAACUGGAGGCUGGGAUCCGCUUCUUUGACCUGCGCAUCUCCACCAAGCCCCGCGACCCCGACAACGAGCUGUUCUUCGCCCACGGGCUCUUCAGUGCCACGGUGAGAGAAGGUCUAGAGCAGAUCAGUAGUUUCCUGUCAGCUCACGCCAGAGAGGUUGUGUUCCUGGACUUCAACCACUUCUACGGCGUGCAGAACCUGCAUCAUGAAAAACUGGUGGCCAUGUUGAAAGAGGUGUUUGGGGAGAAACUCUGCCCAGUUGUCUUCGCUCAGGAGGUGACUCUGCAGUAUCUGUGGGAGAAAGAGUACCAGGUGCUUGUCUUCUACCACCACCCAAUGGCCCUGGAGGUGCCCUUCCUGUGGCCAGGCCAGAUGAUGCCCUCUCCCUGGGCCAACACCACAGACCCAGAGAAGCUGGUUCAGUUUCUCCAGGCAUCUGUCACUGACCGCAGGAGGAAGGGGACCUUCUUUGUCUCCCAGGUGGUUCUGACACCGAAGGCCAGCACUGUCAUGAAGGGCGUGGCCAGCGGACUGAGAGAGACAAUCACAGAAAGGGCCUUACCGGGCAUGAUGCAGUGGAUUAGAUCGCAGAGACCCGGGGAGAGUGGCAUCAACAUUAUCACAGCUGACUUUGUGGAGCUCGGAGAAUUCAUCAGUGCCGUCAUCACCCUCAACUAUCACCUGGAUGACGAAGAAGAUGACGCCACCUGAGAGCCUGCAGGAAGGCGUUGGGGAGCACAGUCACGACCGUCAGUGGUUUGGUCUGUGCUCACUCUUUUCUCUUCGGCAUUUUUUUCAGGAGGGGAGCUGCACUGCUCCUUUCACUUUAUUUAGGGCUAUAGUAAUGCGAGAUCAAAUGGCAAAAAAAAGGGGUUGAGGGAAGAGAAGUUGGGAUUAGGAGAAACAACACUAGUGUUUGGUUGGAGCACAAGGAGAAUGAUGUUUUGUUUGUUUCCAGUUUGGGAAUCAAUAUAGUUUUUUCCCAAGUGAGAUGUUAACUUCCUUUUCCUCCUGGGCUGUAAAAAUGCUUUUUCCACUGAUCAAAUGCACUGUUUUCUGUCUCGCCACUUUGCCAAGGGUAAAUUCCUCAGAGCAUAUCAACUUUCAGCUAAAUGUAUCAGUACAUCAUUUUAAUGGUAUUCUAGUGACGGUGACAUUUUUUUUUUUUUUUCGGAGGUUGAAAUAAGUCUGUGUAACUUAAACCACUCAAUUUUGUAGGCCGGUGUAAGUAGCUAGCAGUUGUUUGUCUUGUUUGGAAGUCUUUUUUUUUUCUUUUUCUAACAAUAUGCAUCCCUGAUCAGAUCACUGCGGGUGUUUCAAGCUGCUUGAAUGCGUUUGAUGUGUUUAAAAAGUGUUAUUACGUGUUUACUCAAUACAUAGACAAGAAAUUAACCAUUUCCUAUUUGUUUCUUCAGCAGUAUUCUCUCAAGGGAUGUUUUUUUUCUCCCAGUAAUAGUCUCCACUGAAGUCAGCCUGCAGCCUAGACAUUGAUGAGACACCUCUGCACAUUGCAUUGGUAAAUCAUUGAUUGAUUCAUUCAAAACCAUAGAGAAAUAGAGAGCAAGAGUGCAGCUUGGCCAGCCAAGAAAAUGCCACGUGUACUUUAUCUUUGGUGCAUCUAAACGAAACAACAAUUUUUCACAUUGUCAGUGUGUUUAAAAUCUCACAACAAGCAUCAACUGUCACUGCAAGGUAUGUUACAAAAAAUAUAGUUUGUUAAGAACAGCUAGAACUGCCAUCAAUGAUACUAGUAAUUUCUAAUGGUUAGGCAUCCAGUGUGACAAAUUUAUUAGGUUUUCUGGUGGGUGCAGAGUCAUGAUGAGCCAAGUAUAAAAAUACAGUACAUCUGGAUACAAGAGUGUGUCCAGUCUGCUGAAUGCUUUGCCCCUGUGCGUGCAUCUUUACUUACUGCUGUAGCGCAGUAUAUAUGAGUCAUCAUGAGAUGUAUCAUGGUGUUGUGUCCCAUUUUAUUUCAAGUCAGAAAAGGGUAGACAUCAUAAUUAGGAGUCAGGAGGUCUUGAUGUGACAGCAGUGCUUUGACACUUGGAAAAUACUUCAAUAAAUGUUUAUUAGGAUCUAGCUGUAGCUCUUUGGUGUCUACUUUAUUAGGUGUUUCAUGUUUCUGAAUGUUUCUGAAUCUCCAGAGUUCUCCUAUAUCAGUACUGGUGCAAUACAUUUAAAGCACUUUCAUUUAUGUUCAAUGCAUUUCUUUGUAUACCUCUUUGUAUACCCUGCAAUAUUUUAUUUAAGAUGGAAAAGCACUUUGAAAUGGCACCCAGAAAGGUAAUAGAAAUAUUUUUAUUGGAAGGUUUUACGCAUUAUGCAUGAAAAAAAAAAAUAAAAAUACUAGUCAAACAUCCACACACCUUAUGAUCAGUGUGGCGUUUUCUGCAGAGAAUGUAUUCUGUAAGGACAUUGUUGUCUAGUUUGGUAAUGUAAAACCAAAACAGGAAACUCAACUCUUUGGAUUUGUGAAUGUAUGUGUCUUGUGAGUAACUGUGCCAUUUCUAAAAGUCUCACGUGAUCGAGUGACUGAGUAUCGGCUAGAAAGUCAUUUUUGUAUUGUAUGCUUCAAUGUGGAAAUGAGUUAAAGUUUUAGAGUUCAAACAGUACUUCUUUCACUUCAGUGUAGUUUCAUGUUAAAAUGUUUUAUAUCGUGGGAAGUUUGUACAUACUGUAAUUGCAAAUAGUAUACUGCCUAUGAAUUGUAAAUUAUUUAAAUCAUUGCAAAGAGUCAUUGAUAAUCAUUUCUUAACUUAUACCUUAACUGGGCUAUCAUACAGCUUCUUGUUUUUCAUAUUUUCAGUUUUGUGCAUGAACCAAAAAGUUCUACGUAUACCUUUUGUUGUACAUCAACGAGGUCCAUUAGGUUUGUGCAUCUCUUCAGUUAUUUUCUGCAUAUUGUUCUUAAGAGCAUGGGUGCAUCUCAGCUGGAAGUGUUUUUACCCUUUAAGACAAAUCCACUAAUUAAUUUAUUUUUUUAAAUGUGCACCGCUACUGCCCCAUACAGAUUGAAAAUGAAACCACACAAAUGAGCAGACUUGAAGAGGCUUGCAAAUUGUGUUGUAAAGACAUUUGUGUCUCCCCUGUUCCAAACUGUUGUCAUUGCCUUUAUGUUCUGGUGUGAAAAGAGUCCUUUGCUGUUGUAAAAUUCAAAAACUUUUGUUCAAAUGAAAGUGACUCUGUUCUAAGUGGAAAAUGGCCAAUCAAAUAAAGC